UACAAUACGAAUCGAUAGAUAGGUACUUAUUCGAUGCGCAUAUUCUAAUAUGACUAGAGACAGGUUAGGAGAAUUGUUGACGGUCCGAAACCAAAAUGUUAUCUUACAGAAAACUGAAAAUGAUGCAACUGAAUUAGAAGAUUUAGGUUUGCGGAGAACAUUCGAAAGAACUAAAAUAUUAGAACAUCUCAUAAGUACUGUUGAGAGAAACAUAGAUGAUGUGCGCCAAAUCAAACGAUAUGAUUUGGGAACCAACCACAAAGAUCUUGACGACCGAAUCGAAAGAAUAUUCGUAACCAACACCAGUAUUUGCCUUCAAAUAAAUAGAAAAUUAAAAGACUAUGCAGAAGAACUUAAAACUACUUGUGCAGACUCUACCGACGGAAGAAUAAAAUUUGUGCAAUACAACACACUCAGAAAUAGAUACAUAAAUAUCUUCAAGCAAAACAAUGCUGAAUUGGAAAACUUCAGGAAUAUUCAGAAGGCACAUUUAGAGGCCCAACUCAAAGCGAAAGGAAUUCGAAUAACCGAUGAGGAACUAACAGCCAUCUUAGAAGAGAAAGCAGACUUGAAAAUCUUCACAGAGAAUAUUAUUGAGGAAUCUCCAGAAACUGAAAAAAGCUUAGCGGACAUCGAGGAGCAGUAUCGGCAAUGUUUGAAAAUAGGACAAACACUGAAUGAAGUUAGCGAUUUAUUUAUUCAAAUGGCUAUACUAGUAGAUUCACAGCAUGACAUGGUUGAUAGAAUAGAUUAUCAAACAGAACUUGCCAAAGAGUUCGUUGAAAGGACUCCAAGUAUACUGAAACAAGCUGCGAGGAAAAAGAACAGAUUUUUUAAGUGUAAAGUUUAUUGUCUAGUUGCAGUUAUCCUAUUGGUGAUCAUAAUUUUCAUAACUAUUUUCAAAUAUUUCGAAAAAUGAUUAGAUGCAUAAAAAUGUAUGUUCAAUGAUUAUUUAUUGACCAAAGUAAAAUAGUUUUGACUAAAUAACUGAUUAUUGAGCUCCCUAAAAACCAUGUUCUCGUGUUUCAUUUAGAGCUAUAGAGUAAAAGAAAUAAUACAUGUUUCGUAUAUUUGUGAAAAUUUUGGUCCUUUUGUUAUCUUCCUAUAAAUGAUGCUUUCAUAAAAAACAUAAUACUUACUAGAAUGACCAGAUUUUGCUAGAUACUUUUCCCAGUUUUCCUGAAAAUUCAUAACGAUAUGGCUAUUACAUUCGACGUACCUACUGAUGGUUUCUUCAAGUAUUGAUAAAUGAAGGAAAAUGUCCUGCAGUCGGUAUUCCUUUAAUCACGUAUUUUUAGUAUAACGUGAAGGAAAGUGACCGUUCUAUUACUAGAAUAAGAAGAAGAAUUCGACAAUGUAUUGAACAAGAGAGCCUUCAGUUCGAGAAUGUGAAUUUUAAAAUUUAUGUUGAUACUGUUUUACGUUGAUUAAAUAAUUUCAUCGAA
Molecule: messenger RNA, 1445 nt
Organism: Leptinotarsa decemlineata (Colorado potato beetle)
Lineage: Eukaryota; Metazoa; Arthropoda; Insecta; Coleoptera; Chrysomelidae
Product: syntaxin-1A homolog
Biological process (GO): intracellular protein transport; exocytosis; vesicle fusion
Cellular component (GO): plasma membrane; endomembrane system; SNARE complex
Molecular function (GO): SNAP receptor activity; SNARE binding
Source: RefSeq, a predicted model, not a curated record